Gossypium arboreum is the source of this 1974-nucleotide messenger RNA. RefSeq lists its product as uncharacterized. Lineage: Eukaryota; Viridiplantae; Streptophyta; Magnoliopsida; Malvales; Malvaceae. The coding region runs from base 1 to 1974 and encodes 657 amino acids. The transcript has a single exon. The record is from RefSeq and is a predicted model, not a curated record.
AUGGAUAUGGAGAUGGAGUCUCAAAACUUGGAGCACAUACAUCCAUUGGUGUUCAAUGAAGAGCAGAGCAAUGAAACGAAAAAAGCUAAAUGCUCAAGGUGUGGAGAGGUGGUGUCCGAUCCAAGUUUCAGUUGUGGGGAGUGUGAAUUUUCUCUCCACAAGAAAUGCGCCGAGGCACCUUCAAAGAUUGAUCAUCCUUAUCAUCACCAUCACCCUCUUGUUCUUUUACCAGAAUCACCAUACGUUGGAAGCUGUUAUUGUGAUUUCUGCUAUAAAAAAUGUGACUUCUUUGUUUAUCACUGUUCUUGUGGAUUAGACUUCCAUAUCAAAUGUGCUUUAUUUACCCUCAGCAUUGCUGAACAAAAGCUUCAAGAGCUUAACCACAUAGCCACGAAAGAUCCAUCCGUCUUCCUAGAAGAAGGUAACAAAGAACUUGAAAAUGCUAAGUGUUUUGGGUGUUGGUUACCGUUAGGAGAGUCUAGAUACUUUUCUGUUGCUUGUGGGUUCAACCUGCACAUUAAAUGUGCUGAACUACCUCAUGAAAUCAACCAUCCAUUUCACAAAGAACAUCCUCUUGUUCUGCAGUUCAACAUUAAACGUUUCUCUUGCAAAAUAUGUGGAGAAACUCGGCCUAGGGGAUUUCUUUAUUGUUGUUCAGCUUGCUCGUUUGCCCUUCACAUUAAAUGUGCCCAGCAACCUACUAAAAUCAAUCAUCUCUCCCAUCGUAGACAUCCUCUUGUUCUACAAUUGAACAGUGGAAAUCUUCUUAGCAAGACAUGUCAAGAAACCCAACAUGAAAAGUUUGUCUAUUGUUGUUCAACUUGCAACUUUUCUCUUCAUACUGAGUGUGCAUUCCUACCACCUAUUGUGAAAGAUAAAAAUCACCAACACCCAUUCACUUUGUUUCAGGGACAACCUUCGUUCGUUUGUAAUGCAUGUGGUCUCGAGGGAAAUUAUAUUGCCUACAUAUGUUCUACAUGCAACCUUAUGAUCCAUACAAAAUGUAUUUCAAUACCACUUAUCAUCGGAGUCAGACGACAUUACCAUCCUAUAUACCACAACUAUUUCAUUUCAGAAAACGAGUCAAAAAUUCGGGAUUGUAGCUUUUGUGAUGUUGAAGUGAACAUAGAUUAUGGGAGUUACUAUUGCUUACGCUGCAAUUUCAUUGCCCAUGUGAAAUGUGCAACAAAAUACAGAGAUCGUUACUAUAUAAUUGAAGCAAAGGACAUAGCUGGGAAUCAUGAUGAUGAUUUGGGUGUUAAUCCCAUCACUUGUGUCAUCGAACAAAAUGAAAGUGGAGAAAUGACAAGAAUAAAACACUUCAGUCAUGCACAUGACCUAAUAUUAAGUGACAAUGUCGUGGAGAAUGAUAUAACUUGUGAUGGUUGCAUGUUGCUAAUUUUGGAUUCAUUUUACUGUUGUACAUUACAGUGUAAUUUCUUUCUUCACAAAGUUUGUGCUAAAUCACCGAGGAAGAAACACCUGUGGUUUCAUGGCUGUCAAGAACUCCACAUCCUUGUCGUCGGCUACCUAUUCAAAUGUAGUAUUUGCGAAUAUGAUUGUGGCGGGUUUUCCUAUAAAUGUAAUAAAUUUAAUGUUCAUAUUUGUCUUCAAUGCUCGGUUAUUGAUUAUAGGACCAAACAUCCAGGACACCAGCACCCUAUCCUUUAUAAUCGUAAUCAGCAUGGAAGGUGUAAUGGUUGUGGUGAAACUUGGAGAAGUCAAUUUAGUUGUAAGCAUUGCGAUUUUAAUUUGGAUUUUGAUUGCUCAAGGCUACCACUUACAACUCGACACAAGCGCCAUGAACAUCCACUAGCACUCGCUUAUCAUGAAGGUAAUGAUUAUCCAAAAUAUCAUUACUGUGACCUCUGUGAGAAAGAAAGAGAUCCAAAUCUCUGGUUUUAUCAUUGUGCAAUUUGCGAGUUUUCUGCUCAUCCCAACUGUGUUCUUGCAAUCUACAUUGAUAAAGGGUGA